CAAUUUUGCAUGACUUCCGUGCAGUGCCUCGAUAUGAGCUUAUAUUAACAGUAAGUUCGUCUCCCUCUCUCAAUUUGUGAAAUGUAGCCAGGGAUGCCCAUGUGUCAUGAUACUAUGUGACUAUUGUGGAGAUGAAAUUCCCCUAGAAUCACAACAUGUAAUUGUGUAUCACAAGGAUGUGGACGUGCGCUACGUGACACAGCAGGACUGUAUACCAGUGGGCUAUGAUUGUGUCACUGUAUGUGUCAAACGUAACAAAAUCAUCUAUCUCAAUAAGGGGAGCUUAUUACCAAAAGGCUUUGAAUGUGUAACUGUUUCUGUCAGAGAUCGGGUCAUACAGUAUGCAAGGAGAGAAAACUUAAUACCGGAGGGUUUUGAAAAAGUCACUGUGUACACCUGGAAUGCGGACAUAAGAUAUGCAAGAAAAGGGGACAUCCCACCAACAGGGUUUUAUCAUGUUUCUGUCUAUGCAAAGAAUGAGGAAAUAAAGUAUGAGAGAGAAGGUCGUCACAUCCCAGUAGGUUAUGAAGAAGUGGCCGUCUAUGUCAAAACCGAAGACAUACUAUAUACAAGGCAAGGAGAGCUGGAACCGACAGGGUCUGAACCCGCAGACGUUUAUGUGAAAGACAAGGACGUAACACAGGCAGAGUGUCUACAAGUGAAAGAAGUAUUUCACACAGAGUGUCUGGAGAAACAUAUUCCAAGGCGUAAUGAGGCAGCUCGUAAGUUCCUAAUUGUCUCUCCAAGAUCCAAUGUCCUGGCAACUGGCAUCCAUGUCAAGUAUCUAUUUGGGGUAGGGAAGGCAAAACAAGAUAAUUCAAAAAAGAAAAAGGAGAAGAGAGAUUGUAAAGCAGCGGAGUUACUGAGAAAAGUAUCAGCUCUGCGCAACUCAAAAUCUGGAUAUAUACUGAUUCAUUUUGUUGGUCUCGCACCUGGAGAUUCUUUCACUGGCGCAUUUGAUGAGUUUGCUGACCCAAAACUUCACAAUUUGAUUCAAGAUGGAAAACAGUUCUGUGAUGUUUACAGGAAAGCGACAUUAAACAGUCAUUGUGCUUGUAGGGAUUUUGGCGACUUCCUUGUUCUCUAUGUAGGAGCUGCUUCUACUGUGACAACUUCUAGAUUCAAUACCAAGACAACAUUUGAUGACUGCAUUAUUGACAUUCCUGCAGAAACGCUCAGGACAUUUGUUAGAGAAAGGAAAACCUUCAAAGAAACAUUCCAUACAAUUCCUUGUGUGACUCAUGCAGAUGAUCUUCUGAAUGUUCGUGAAAACAGAUCACUUCAAUUGAAAAGUAACCUUGAACAAAAGGAAGGGGAUCAAGCAUUGGCAGAGUAUAUUAUCAAGAAUCUCAAACUUGCAGAAUACAUAAGCGCAUUUACUAAAACUGAAUGUGGUGGUUCUUAUCUCUAUGGUGUCCAUGAGGAAAAUUGUUUUCUGGAGGGAUAUGGUUAUGAAACUAAAGUAAUCCGCAUCCAGCCUGUUGUUCUGAGGGACAGAACUGCAUUCAAGGACACGUUAGAGGAUAACAUUGAGAAUACUGUUCUCGUCUGUGACUAUGAUGGAAACGAAGUAUCUGUCAAAGAUGAGAUUAUAUUCCAAGUUCACUUUAUUCCUUGCACACCAGCAGAGGAAGAAGUUUAUCUGAGAGAAAACUGUGAAUCUGUAAAUCACGGACAUGGUGAUGUAGAUCAAGUAGUUGUUCAUGUUUCAGUCAGACCAGUGAGCGGGAUAGUGUUCUAUGACAAACAAGGACCACUUGCAUAUCGAUAUGACAAACAAUUCAAAUUGAUCACACGGAUUAAUAUCAAGGAUUGGGUACGUGCUCUCACAAAACGAUCGGAAACACCGGAGUGAACUGAUAUAUAACAA
Haliotis rufescens (red abalone) is the source of this 1870-nucleotide messenger RNA. RefSeq lists its product as uncharacterized. The coding region runs from base 107 to 1855 and encodes 582 amino acids. NCBI's taxonomy places the organism in Eukaryota, Metazoa, Mollusca, Gastropoda, Lepetellida, Haliotidae. The record is from RefSeq and is a predicted model, not a curated record. The transcript has 2 exons.